Molecule: messenger RNA, 1083 nt
Organism: Ostertagia ostertagi
Lineage: Eukaryota; Metazoa; Nematoda; Chromadorea; Rhabditida; Trichostrongylidae
Source: the annotation of a GenBank genome assembly
AUUUGUGAAAAUGUGGUUGAAAUCGGUAAGGAAGUGUCUAGCAUUGACGAAGGCUACGACUAUGCUGUCGCUAUCGUUGAUCGCGAGACUGGAACAACAACAUACCGUCCAGUUCGUUUGUACAACUUCCAGGCGACCUACUCCUCAGACAUUCCGCAACUAAUUGGAGAGAAGUUCGUUGGUUCACCAGUCCGGAGAAGUGCUCCCGUGGACUAUAGCGCGUCCUACGAUAUCAAGACUGAGGAAUGGGCAAAGAAACGCAUGGAUUUGACUGCUGAUUUCGGUUCUUCGAAGAAGAUGAAGAUUCAGGAGGCGUCCAUCCGAAGACAGAUUAACACAGAGACCCUGGAUGCUAUGCGUAAGACAGCUUUUGCGUCAACAAGUGUUCUUGCGGAUACUGAAGACAUCAAGCAGGAACAGAUUAGCUUGGUGGCCAAGGCAGAGUCGGCUAUUCUUCCUCACGCUCAGCCUGCAGAGCUGCCACGUAACAUUUAUCCCAUUUCAACGUUUAUAACUGCGGAAGAGCAGGAGCUGUUGAGUGCUUCUGCAGUCGAGUUCCUCUCUUCGUCAAAAAAAGAACUUCUUGAAAAAGGCUGUCCCGAAGUGGUUGUGAAGAUGCUACCCAGCUCAGUGACUAGUGACGCUCCAAGGGCGUUGCAUUUACGUUUUGGCGUUGCGAUGAGCCACAUGGGCUGCUUAUUCGCACAGAGAUCUGUUCUGAAAACCGAAUUCGACAAAACUCCUUUCCCGUCAGAGUUUGUUCAGAAAAUCAUGGCAGAUUUUAUAAGUGCGCAGUGGGAUAGAGGACCUAAUGGCCGCACGGCAGCUCGACUAGCUGUGUCUACGGAUGAGAAAGACAAGCUAAUAGCCCAUUUGCUGGCACUUGGUCUCACUCUCAGUUCCUGCUGCUCUCUACCUGUUACUCCAUGGCAAAAUGCCUUGAAAGCGAUAUUCGUCGGUCUCGGCUGCAAUAUUGUGCAAUGUACUGUGGAGGAGGCCGCGAGGACAGAAUCACUUCGUGCUGCUCGUCUUCUUCGACCACCUUCUAAGGAUGGACCCACUAUGAGAAGAAGGCGUAAAUAG